Molecule: messenger RNA, 2096 nt
Organism: Heterobasidion irregulare TC 32-1
Lineage: Eukaryota; Fungi; Basidiomycota; Agaricomycetes; Russulales; Bondarzewiaceae
Exons: 4
Coding region: 6-1466 (486 amino acids)
Biological process (GO): tRNA wobble uridine modification
Cellular component (GO): transcription elongation factor complex; elongator holoenzyme complex; cytoplasm
Source: RefSeq, a predicted model, not a curated record
CGACGAUGUCUUCGUUCAAGAGGAAAGCGGCCACGAAACAGUCCACUCUUCCUCCAGGCUGUCGGAUCUCCCCCUCUUCCCCAUCUACCGUCAUCACAUCUACAGGGAUACCGUCACUCGAUGACAUCUUGGGAGGGGGGCUGCCCCUGUCCUGUUCUCUGCUCGUCCUAGCGCCCGAUCCCCACUCGGCGUACGGCGAGCUGGUGCAGAAGUACUUUAUCGCGCAGGGGCUCGCAUGCGGGCAGACCGUGUGCGUCAUCGACGAUGACGCCGAGGCGUUCGUGGCCGAGUGCAUGUGGACGCCGUCCGCGUCCGCGCCAUUCUCGCACGCCCCAGCACAAGUAGCGGACGACGAGCGCGCGGAAGACGCGACGGGCGAGGACGCGCAGAUCAAGAUCGCGUGGCGCUACGAGCGCAUGGGCAAGUUCCAGACGACGGUCGGGCCAUCCUCGACCUCGACCUCGACCUCGCCGUCGUCCACCGCCUCGAACCCAUCCUCCGACGAGUUCUGCCGCACGUUUGAUCUCACUUGUCGCGUGCCCCGCGUUGUCCUCGAGGCCGCGAUGGGCGCGUCGCGCGUGCGGCCGAUCCCUGUGUCCGUGUCCGCGUCCGAUGCGGACGCGAGUGAGCGGCCGGGCACUCUGGCGGGGCCGCGGAUCGCGCACCUCGUGCAUACGCUCUCUGCGCUCCUGGAGGCAUCGUGCUCGCCCAUGUCCCCCGUGCGGAUAUGCGUCCCUGCGCUCGGAUCGCCUCAAUGGGGAGACCUCGAGGCUCAGGACAUCCUGCGCUUCUUGCAUUCGUUGCGUGCGCUCCUCCGCCGCCACCCGUCCGCGUGCGCCGCGAUCGCGCUUCCGCCCGACAUCUCCGCCGACGGGUGGGGCGGCCCGGGAUGGGUACAAAAACUCGGCUGGCUGUCCGAUGCGUCGAUCACGCUCGCAGCAUUCACGGCCGACCCCGCGCUGUCGGCGAUGUUCCCUGCGCACCACGGGCUGCUGCACAUCCACGGGCUGCCGGCGCCGCACACGCUGUUGCCGCCGAGCGACCGGUUCUCGACGCUGCGGGGGAUCGCGCUGGCGUCGGGGGCGUCGGGCGGGGGCGAGAACAACCUGGCGUUCAAGUGCAUGCGCAAACGGCUGGUUUUCGAGACGCUGCAUCUGGACGUCGAGGGCGGCGUGGGAGAGCGGCGCACGACCCCGGCGGCGCGCGCGGCGGCGUUGGACGAGGCGCUCGUGCAUGGGCACGACCACGACCACGACCACGACCACCGGGGACACGCGCACGCCGAGGGGCCGGCGGCGGAAUCGCAGGCCGAGAGGGCCGCUGGGGCGAGGGUGGAAGUAAAAUUUGAAGAGGCAAAGAAGGAAUCGGAAGCGGGGGAGGGGGAUCAGCCCCAGGGGAGGGCGAAGGCGAAGGCGAAGAAAAAGGUGGCGUUUCGGACGGACAGGCCAGACUUGUAUGACUUUUGAUAUGGUGAUGGUAGUGUGACAGGCGCGUGAGGGAGGAGGCACUAAGCUAUCUGUCGAUCGGCCGGGAAAAUGAAGGCGAGUCCGGGCGAGUCCAGACGUGGGCGUGAUCAGUCACGGUGCAUGAAGCUCAGGAUAGGGCGACGGCGAGGGAGGGGCGGAGACGGACGAGGAGGAGAGAGAUCCGUAGUUCCGCCAGACGGAGUGGCGGGUGUGAGUGGGCCGCGCUGCUGCUGCGGGCGGGUGCUCGGAGGUGCUUGGGGAGUGUCUGGGCGAUCAGAAGGAGAGAUCGCGCAUUGAAUAAUGGAGGGAUAGGGAUAGCUGCGUUGCCAAGGGACUAAAUGGUCGGAGGCUAGCGGAGCGAGAGAUUGUAAGGCGAGAGGUUUUGUCAGUGGUGAGAGGAUUGAUGGGAACAUCGUCCCUGCCCACAGCUCGCCAUCAGAGUAUCAGCGCUUGAGCACUGGAUUGAGGGUUCGGGUCGAGAUGACGCACGCACUCGCGAUGGAUAAAGCGAGGGGGUGGAGGACGAAGAGCGUGUGCAGCGACCUGAGCGUGUAUAGCGAGGAGCCGAGUACGCCGCUUGCGUCGAGGAUGUUUGAGCGAGAGAAGCAGCUGGGAGCGAGGCCGGGUGGA